UGCAGGCGUCUACAGGGAACUGUGAGCACCCGCUCAAGCCAGUCUCUUUCUUUAUAUUCCUUUGUGCUCUCUAUAAAAAGCACAAUAGAAUGGGAACCCUCUUUCUAAUGCACAAUAUGUUAAAGCUUUGCCUCAUGGUGACUCUGUGGAUUAUUUUGCACUUUCAACUUUUCAAUGUUGCGGCUUUUAACCUGGACACAGAAAAUGUCAUGCAGAAAAAAGGAGAUCCGGGGACACUUUUUGGAUUUUCUGUUGCCUUUCACGAGCAGCUGAGUCCUGCCAGAAAGAAACUAUUGCUUGUGGGAGCCCCACGUGCGAAACACCAAGAUCACGUGAAUGUUACAGGAGUUGUUUACAUGUGUGACUUGAGCACAGCAUCUGAGCACUGUCAGCCCAUCAAGUUUGACCACAAAGAGUUCCUCAGUAGUAAAGGAACAAAUAACCAAUGGAUGGGAAUUAAAGUCACAAGCCAAGGUGUUGGUAAAAAUGUAAUGGCAUGCGCUCAUCGAUAUCAGCAUCCAAGCCCUUACAGCCCUAACCUGCUGACGGGUCAGUGCUACCUCCUAGGAGACCACCUGCAGGUCGGCACUGAGGAGAGAACGUGGCGGAGGGUGGUUUGUGAUAAUGAACACUUGGCCAAUCGACGGAACAACCACGAGUGGUUCGCUUACUGCCAACAGGGACACGGAGCAUCGUUUGCCAAGGAUAACACUUCUGUGCUUUUUGGAGCACCAGGAGCUUAUCAGUGGAAAGGAAUUGUGCGCAUGGAACCCUUGGAUAACUUGGACUACACCAAUGAAAAUUCUCGAGAAACUGGAUUUAUAGAUCGCUUUGAUCAGGAAGUCAUUCCUCUCCAGGCAAACAGCUAUCUGGGAUUCUCUGUGGACUCUGGAAUGUCUUUAGUCAGGAGAGGAGAGCUGACGAUUGUGUCAGGAGCCCCCCGAGGAGGCUUCAGCGGCCAGGUGGCCUUCCUGAAGGCAGAUCCUGAGGUUAAGACAAACUUGCUGGUUGAACAUGUUCUCUCUGGACCAGGCCUGGCCUCCUCCUUUGGCUACGAUUUAGCAGUUGUCGAUCUCAACGCUGAUGGGUGGGAAGACCUCGCUGUUGGAGCCCCUCAGUUCUAUAUGAAAAAUGAGGAUGUUGGAGGAGCCGUCUUCAUCUAUAUUAACAGGAACGGGAAACACUGGGAUAAUAUCGUUCCAGUGCCACUCCAUGGAGAAAGGGAAUCCAUGUUUGGUCUGGCAGUGGAAAACUUAGGAGACCUUAAUCAAGAUGGUUAUGGAGAUAUUGCUGUUGGAGCUCCAUAUGAAGGCUCCGGUCGAGUGUACAUUUACUGUGGCUCAGCAGAGGGGGUCCACAAAAAAGCAUCCCAGGUAAUCUCACCUGCAUUAAAAACAGUGAAUCUCUUUGGAUAUUCUCUCUCUUGUAACAUGGACAUAGACAACAACCAGUACCCUGAUCUGGCAGUUGGAUCACUCUCAGACUCUGUUUUUGUUUUCAGGGCACGACCAGUCGUCAGUGUCAGAACGGAUAUGAAAAUAAAGCCUAAUCAUGUAAACAUCAUAAAGCAACGGUGUGAUGAACAGACAUGCGCUUUUGCAGGUCAGGCAUGCUUUGCUUAUACAGCACAACCAGCAUCCUAUAAUGCAAAACUGACACUUAACUACAUUUUUGAAGCUGAUUCAGAAAGAAGGACGUCAAGAUCAAGAGUGGAGUUUCUGUUUUCCUCUCAAGGAAAACUGGAGCUUCCUGAAAAAGGAAAACAAAUGUGUACUGACAUCAAGCUCCGACUUUUGCGGGACAUUAGAGACAAGCUGAGCAGCAUCCCUGUCUCUGUCACCGUGUCCCUAUGGAACUCUGAAGAAAUGACCAGGAUGAGUGCUGAUGAGUCCAGAAUCCCUCCUGUCCUCAAUCUUUACCAGCAGAAAACCACUGUGUCAGAGAUUAUAAUCAUAAAUGACGGCUGUGGCGAUGACAAUAUCUGCAAUAGUAACUUACAGAUUCAGUACAAAUUCUGUUCCAAGAAGACUCAAAAUGGAGAAGUUGUUUUCACACUAUUAGUCCGACAGGAUGGCAUUGCAGUCAUCACUCCUACUGAUGAAGACAUAGCUUUGGAGAUCACUGUGACUAACAGACAUGGUGACGAUGCACAUCAGAGUCACGUCAUCAUUACUCUUCCAGAUACUCUGAGGUACUCGUCUGUUGUCCACAGAGGAAAAGAGCUGAGCUGCUCAGCCAAUGAGAACGGGACACUGAUAGACUGUGAGCUGGGAAAUCCGUUCCACAGAGAUGCUGAACUCACAUAUUAUGUCAUACUGACAACUUCUGGCAUCUCGUUGAGCACAAGGGACGUGAACGCCACCCUGCAGCUUCAAACGACAAGUGUGCAGAAUCUACAGCCAGUUGAGGUUUUAGCCAGAGUGGUUUUUGAGUUGGAGCUGAAAAUUAAUGGAGUCGUCAGACCUUCUCAAGUUUCUCUUGGUGACAUUUUGAAGGGCGAGAGUGCUAUCCACUCACUGGAGGAAAUAGGAGCAUCAGUUCAGUUUGAUUUUAAGAUAAUAAAUUUAGGCAGACCCCUGAAGUAUUUUUCAAACGCGUCUCUGAACGUCUACUGGCCAAAGGAGACCUCUGUCGGGAAAUGGCUCCUGUACUUGACUCACAUCAGCACUGAAGGUGUUCGAUCUGUGCCCUGUUCACCUGCAAAUGAAAUCAACCCACUGAAAGACGUAAAGGGUUGGAAUGCUGCAUCAAGGCGAAAACGUGACACCAAGCUAGAAGCUCUGUCUAGUGAGGGGUUAACAUUUCUUCCCAAGAAGAGAAAGUUUAAAACCUUAAGUUGUUCUGACGGACUGACGUGUGUGGAGAUACGGUGCCCCCUGGUGGAACUGGACAGUACUGCUAUGGUGGUUCUCCAUUCACAUCUCUGGAACGCAACUUUGGCUGAGGAUUACAGCCAUUUACAUUUCCUUGACAUUGUAGUGGAUGUCACUCUCAGCCUCAACAACGCUCCAGGAAAUAUCGGAUUGAAAUCAGAAACAAAUGUAACUCAGGUUAAGCUGACCGUAUUCUUUGAAAGAAAAACUGAAUUUCUGACCAAAGUUGCGUGGUGGAUAAUCCUCCUGACAGUCGUCACUUUGCUGCUGCUGUUGUGCUUUCUUGGCUACAUCCUGUGGAAGUAUAAAUGUAUUCACCACCUCACUCACAAGAAGAAGCCAUCGGAGGAUCCAGCUGAACACCUUAAAGGUUGAGAGGAUCCCUGAUGAAGUGGCUCCAGCUAACCUGAGCUCGUGUUCAGUUUCCAGUGAACACGUCAUUUUACAGUUAGAAAAUCACACUGCAAAUAAAAAUAUUCAAAUGGAA
Oryzias latipes (Japanese medaka) is the source of this 3360-nucleotide messenger RNA. RefSeq names its product integrin alpha-6. Gene Ontology annotation, molecular function: integrin binding. Lineage: Eukaryota; Metazoa; Chordata; Actinopteri; Beloniformes; Adrianichthyidae. The record is from RefSeq and is a predicted model, not a curated record. Gene Ontology annotation, biological process: cell-cell adhesion; leukocyte migration; cell-matrix adhesion. Gene Ontology annotation, cellular component: external side of plasma membrane; integrin complex.